AUGGCCCACCCACCCAUCUACACUGCACUGAAUGCCCCAGUUGUCGCCUCUGUACCGUCCACUUCCUCACUUCAAUGCACUGCGGAUGGCCAGAUAUUGUUUCUUACCAAGACUUCCCUUUAUAUCAUGACCCCAAACCAUGGCUUGAACUUCGACCUUGUACCCCCCAUCCAGGCGCAACCACGCAAGAUGAAGAAAACUCCGUCCGAAAUCGAGGAAGAGGUUGAACCUAUCGGGUGGUUCCGCACUCUUGUCCAAUUCGACCGGCCUGUGAACUAUGUAUGGCCUGAACAAUCUCAGAACUGGAAUGCCAUGGCCAUGGGAACACUCGAUAUCGCUCUCUGGGCAGUUGCCUCGUCUCCCAGUGGCCUUUCCCCAAACGCGACUUGUAUAGUCGCCGCCCUCACUUCAAGUAUGGACCUCAGUCUGUGGACUUCUCAGAGGAACGCGCUCAACGGAGAGUGGAGUAAGAUCUUCGACGUAACUCCUUUCCUACUCGACUAUUUCUCUGAUGAAUCCAGCUCUGUGCGCGCGUUGAGGGCCCAGAUUACCAGUAUCCACUGGUCCUUACAAUGCGACUUCGGAAUUCGUCCUGCAACUCUGGACGGGUCACUCCUCGUCGCAGGAAACAGAGCUGGGAUGCUCUUGGUUUUUUCGGCUGUUGUUGUGUCUCAACAGUGGAUCAUACGUGUUGCGAUAUCACAAUGGCGCACUAUUGAGCAAGGAAGAUGUCAUGCCUCUGUCGCCUUUUCCGCCGACGACGGCACUGUUGGUUGUGUCAACAUAGAACAAGUCCUUGAAGAUGCACCGUCGGCAACAACCUUCGGACUAUCCUUCACUGUCCGACUUGAAAUUCUUGAUGACGAACCACGUGAGGUCGCCCGACGAGAUAUUCGUCCGGCGCGCGGGUUGCAAUGGAUAGAACUCUCAAAAACAGAGUCUGUAUUAGCGUUUACAAAACCGGGAAUCAUUGGGCUCUGGCGCGGCGCCUCCUCCUUUUGGUCUGGUCUGAAGCAAUUCACUCUCCGUCAGACCCCUCGGCUUUCUUGUGGAACAUCGAUUUUCUCCAAUGCCAUCGGUCUGAUUUACGUUCCAAAAAAGGAUGCAUUACUUGUUGCUCUCGCGGAUGGCUCAAUUCACGGACUGCACGCCAUAUCCCGACAACCAACAUGGGACUUUGCGCAAAGCCCAGCGUUGAUGAGCGAUACUUUGUCGCGGGUUGCCAGAACAACAUUCGUGCGCGUAGAGCCUCCGAGUACUGUCGAUGUCGAAGUCGUUGCCCGGGUAAGCGGAAUGGCUUCUUAUGAUGGUGGGGCCACCAUGGUUUGGUUGCAUGAAGCAGUGCGUCCAGCAGACUACAGCUACAAACAUGAUGCCCGUCACACCAACCUCUUUGUUGUCGCCAAACUAUGGAGUUGGAAUGAAGAGGAUGAUGGCAACACAGCUGUGGUUCAGAAUCUUGUGGAAGUGCUACAGGGAUCACGAGCAGCAUGCGGUAUCACGCCUGCUCACAUCCUUCGACCAGUAUUCCUUGCGCUCAGCCCACGAAGGAUCAACGACGAAAAUGGCCUCCAUGCUCAAAUUCUGUCCGUAUUGCCUUGGCCUGACUCGGAAGAUGAGACCCAUGCCAUAAAGCUUGUGCCUUGGACUGGGGCAUCCGGCUCAGAGAUGCGGCGAGAAUUUCGUGACAGUAUGACCGCAUAUCUGUUUGGCUUAGAUGACUUCUUGAAGCUUCGAUCGAGACUGGGGGUUGCCGAUUUUCUCUGGAAGCACUUAAAAACCGAGCAGAAGCGUGAUGAUGUCGGCGUUGUCGCGACUGCCCUUGUCUUAAGGUUGUCUCACGGAUUUGUGAGGACUAUCAUACGCCAUCUCGUCGCAGCGAUUGGGUGUCUUGAGGCGAGCGAUGCGCCAUUCGUCUUCCGCAUGGUUAUGCAUACCUUGCUUGCAGACGUCCCUGUAGGAUUGAAGGAAGAGGGUACACUUCUCGCACGAGCAAUGACCGCGACGCUGCCAAAUACGGAAUCAAAUGUGACAAACGGUUUGACCGAGUUCUGUCCUGCCUGUCGGGUGGAAAUUCCCUUCACCCAAGUAGGAGUCGCGAUCUGCUCUCGUCGCCAUCACUGGGAUCGUUGCUCCAUUACCACAUUCAUUUUGUCAUCAACGCGCGUUAGGGCCUGUGUCGGUUGCGGUCGCAAAGCAUUCCUUUCCUCAGAUGACAACGGUUUACCCCCGUCGGCACGGGGAUGGGCUAUAACUGCGCUCUUGGAGGCAAUACAGCGGUGUUUGUUUUGCGGUAACACCUUUGCAAGCGCGUUGUGA
Molecule: messenger RNA, 2319 nt
Organism: Mycena indigotica
Lineage: Eukaryota; Fungi; Basidiomycota; Agaricomycetes; Agaricales; Mycenaceae
Exons: 13
Coding region: 1-2319 (772 amino acids)
Biological process (GO): transcription initiation at RNA polymerase III promoter
Cellular component (GO): transcription factor TFIIIC complex
Molecular function (GO): histone acetyltransferase activity
Source: RefSeq, a predicted model, not a curated record